Molecule: messenger RNA, 4242 nt
Organism: Paramecium tetraurelia
Lineage: Eukaryota; Ciliophora; Oligohymenophorea; Peniculida; Parameciidae
Exons: 3
Molecular function (GO): zinc ion binding
Source: RefSeq, a predicted model, not a curated record
AUGAAGAAUUCCAAACAAAAAUUUGAUAUUAAUAGACUUAACUACUAUGAAGGCGACUUUUCAGAAUUUGGACCAUUUAUAUUAUUCAGAUCUAUUUUUCCAGAUCAAUAUAAAGUUAAAAGUUGGACUAUUAAACCAAAAGAAUUUAAAUAGAAUUGCUAAGCAUUAAUUUCUAAUAAUGAAUUAAGUUUUUAAUGUUUUACAUGUGGAAUUGAAGCAACACAUAUAUAUUGCUAAGAGUGUUUUGAUCCUAACCAACAUUUAGGCCACUAAUGUAUUAUUAAUGGAAAAAGUAAGGGAUUGUGCGAUUGUGGUAGUGAAUCAAUUAUUUCAAAACAAGGGUUUUGUUCCAAACAUAGAAAUUAUGUUCUAGACGAUGAUGAUGAAAUAAAAAAUAUUUCCAUUAAGGUACAAAAGAAGAUCACUAAUAUUCUUUAAUCACUCAUUGUUACUUUCACAAGUACGAUGAAAUAAAUUAAAGGGAAAUCAAAUAACCAAAUUGCAUUUCUAAUUCUCUAUCAUUUUGCUACAUUAACAUAAAAUUAAGACUUAAUGUAAACCAUAGAGGAAAAGUAUCCAAUUGAAUCAACUUAUAGACUAAUAAAAAAGGCGUCAAAUAUUCAUACUCUUAUAUUUAACACAAUUGGCUCUCUUAUUAAUUAUAGAUAUAGAUAUUUAGUUUUUAUUUAAAAUUUCCUUUCGGAGAAGAAUUGUUAGAAUUCUAAAUACACAUAUUUAGAAAAGAUUUUGAAGUAUUAAGUUUAUCUUGAACCGUUUCAAGAUUUCAAAAUCAUGAAGAUAGAUAAAAUUCUUUAUUAACUUUAUGCUGAUGAAAAGUCUAAAAGAUUUCUGUUUUCUAUUAUCUUAAAGAAUUUCUCUAAAUUGUGGUGGAUUGACACCUUCAGAGUAACCAAGUAUGAUUCAAAAGUAAAAUUUAACAACUUAAAUGUUACUUUAUGCACUCUAUAUGUUUAUCAAAUAAAUUCAGCUUUAAAAUAAAAUUCAUGUCUAAUCAAUUUUGUUUACAUUAGUAAUUUACUCAUAACUGAAUCUUAAUUUGUAUCUUUCGAAAUGCAAAAAUAAUUCUUCUCGUAAAACUAAAAUAUUUAGGACUUAAUAGUUACUAUGGAAAAAUUACAUUAUUCUUCAGGUGCUUUAUGUUCUCAAAGUUAAUUAGCACUUCCAUUAUUAUUUAGAAGGAGAUUUUAAUAUAAGGCCUUUGGAUAAAUAGCUUUAGAUUAAUUAAAAGAAAUACUAAAAAACAAUUUUGAUUCAUUUGCAAAAUAAGAUAUUAAAUUUGAUCUAAUAUAUUAAUUCAACUAUAAUAAUUUUGCAAUAACAACAUUAAUUAACAGUUUAGGGAAGGGAAUUAUGAAGAUAUCUUAAAAUAAAUAAAAUCAAGAAAUUAUACUAGCUGACGUUGUUCAUUAUAUUAUAGAUUAGGCAACUUAUUAUAGUGCGAUUCGUGUUGGUUUAGAGAAUCUAUUCAAAAGAUAUAGCAAUGAAAUGUUCGAAAAAAACAUAAUAAAACUCCUUUUUUAUUAAACGUAUUAGAUCCUGAAGAAUAAUACUUUCAUAAAUAAGCACAUCAAUAAUGACAUCGCUGAUCGCCUCCUAUGUUUACUAGAGAAUUAUAAUUUUUAUCCAGAAUAUAACACCCAGAAAGAAAUUAAAUAAGGUAUGGUAAUACAGAAGUUGUUUAUUUCUUAUUUAGCCCAUUUAUAUUGUACGACAUAAUUUAAAAAUGGAGGGUUAUUCCUAGAUUUUUUACUUGAUAUUUUAGAUGAAAACGAAUAAGAAUUUAAAAAUUUUCUUAACUCAUUAUUAGGUAAUAUUGUUCAGGUUUAUUUGACAAUUCAUUGCAAUCAAAAUAAAAAACUACAAAGCGUUUAUUAAGGAGCAGAAAAUUUCAUAGAGUAUUCCUAAUUUCAUAGAGUAGACACCUGUCUUUUUAAAUUAUAUAUAUUUUUAUACGGUGAACAUGGAUUUUCUUAAUUUUAGAAUAUGUUGGAGACGUUCAAAGUAAAUGACGGAAUAUUCAAAGUUACAAAUUAAACAAGAAUAAUUUAGUAACUAUUUGCUAGCAUGAUUCUAACAGACUUGGAUCUAUAUAAUGUAUGUAGCCCGUUAUUAACUACCUUAUCAAAUGAUUUAAAAUUGACUUUAGUGAGAAUGGUGGGUAAUUAUUUUAUUAUCUCAAACUCAAUAGAGUAUGGAGAUAUUUUAGAAAAACUCUAAAAAUCUGGAGUGCUUAUAACUAAAAAUUUUUCAAACCAUAUUUUACAAAUAUGUGAACUUGACUAGACAACAAAAAAAUUAAAGCUAAAAGCUGAAUAUCAAAUAUUUUAUGAGCCUAGCCUUAUAUAAAAUUAAAAAGGAUUGAACACUCAAAUCAUCGAAAGAUUAAUUGAAAAACAAAAAUCUGAAAGCGAAAUUUUACUGGGAAAUGGGAUUAUAUGGGACAUUUAAUAAUUUUCAAAUUAGAGGUAUAAAGUGUUAUAGCAUUUAAUAUUGAUGAAUUUUUGCCAAAAUAGUCUAUUUUUGAAAAAUCUAAAAUUUUUAUAGGAAACUGCCAAAUCAAAACAAAUGACGUUAUUAAAUGAAAAUACCAAUUUCCUAUAAGAGAUGUGCCAACUUAUUUAUGCUCAACUUGCCUUUCAUAAUACAUUUAACUAAAUUUUAUUCUAAGAAUUUGUAGAUACUGUUAGAGUUGAAUUGGAAAAAAUUUACAAUAUGAAUUUAAAAAAGGAAGAGUAAUAAAAGAUAAAAGUUCUUAUUUCAUCAAUUAAUGAAUUGAAUAAAUCAUAGAUAUAAGAAAAUUAAUAAACCAAGUUGAAAUUUUAAGCUUAAAAGGACAGAUAUAAGGCAAAGUUCAAUUAAAUAUAAUCUUCAAAUUUGAUAUAGCAAAUGUUAAAUGAAGAGUAACAAUAAGAAAUAGCAAUAAAAGAUGAGAAUCUAUGUUAUGCUUGUAAACUUAGUUUGAAAGCUUAAAACAGUGUGGGGACCCUAUCUAUUUUUCUUAAACCAAAACCAUAAAUGUAUGAUGGGACUCAUGAGAAGCUUGAAAAUUUAUUAAAAUUUAAUUUAUGUUUAGGAAUAUAAACAUGUUAGCACUACUUUCAUAAUUAAUGUUUAACUAAAUACUUUCAAAGCGAUUAAAUUAGAAAUUAAGAUUUUGGAUACUACAAAUUAGAUUUGAAUUGCCCAAUAUGUAAACAGUCUGUAAUAUAGAGAUUUCCUAUUGAUGAUAUAGACAAACAAAAGUUGAAGAGUUUUAAUUCAGAUUUACUUUUGAUAAAUGAUCAUUUAGGUUUAGACUUUGAAUAGGAUUAGAUGAAUAAGUUAGUGUAAAUAUACAUUAAUUUAUUUUUUGAUUUGGUGACCUCGUUAUUUAUGAAUGCAGAGAACUAUAGGAGGGCUCAAAAGAAUGUUUUGUUCAAAUAAUUACUUAUUUGCUUUUAUGAAACUAUUUAAGAAAUGGAUUAAAAUAGCAGAGAAAUGUUGAAUUAAGUAUAGAUUCCAAAAUAGAAAAAUAAUUUAGUAUUCAAUACUGUGAGGUCGAUUUACAACAUUUUGACAAAUUAAUCUAGUUUUAAUGAAUUAAAAUUAGAUAUAAUUGAGCUAAUCAGUAAGAGUAAGUAAUUAAGUAAGGAUGAAAUCUCACUGUUUCUAAGCUCUUUUGGAAUAGAAGAAGCUAUAAUGGAAUAAUAAUUGAAUGCAGUAUAAAAUAUAUCUAAAGAAGACUAUACUUUAAACUUUUAUCAAACUCUUUAGAGUUAAGCCGUUAAAAAAAUUUAUAAUAAACUUGGACCGACAUUUCUAUAAUUUCAUAGUAAAUAUUUUUCUGAGAAAUGCGACUAUUGCAAAUUUUAAGAAAAAAUUUUUUCAUAUUCAGGAAUCUCUGUUUGUUUAUUAUGUUAGAAAGUAUUUUGCAACAAAUCUUGCAUAAUUAAAAAUAAAAAUAACUUAGAGCAUCAUGCAACUAAUCUACAUGAGGGAAAUUCAAUUUUUGUGAGCCUUUAAGAUAGUUCAGUUACUCUAAUUUGUGAUUUAAAUUCUACUUAGAAGUUCAAAUGCUUGUAUUAUAAUAAUUUAGGAGAAAGAAUAAAUUCUGAAAAUCCUCAUUCGGAUUGGAACACAUUCUUGCUAGAUUUUACUAAAGCAAAUGAAUUGGCUUUGAUAAUUCUAAAUGAUAGAUAUGAUAAAAUAAAUGAGAUAUAAGAAAAUCAAAUAUUUACUUGA